Messenger RNA from Vanessa atalanta (red admiral), 2351 nucleotides. RefSeq lists its product as uncharacterized. Lineage: Eukaryota; Metazoa; Arthropoda; Insecta; Lepidoptera; Nymphalidae. Bases 33 to 2282 code for a protein of 749 amino acids. The transcript is spliced from 29 exons. The record is from RefSeq and is a predicted model, not a curated record.
UUUACUCAACCAAAGUUUUUUCGCUAUACGGCAUGAGUGCGAAUUUGAUUUGUGUUUUAAUUUUAUUCUUUAUUUCUUUUUCAUCUUGCGGUUAUCAGCCUACGGGAGAUGAAGUACAGCCUGGUAGUGUUUUGUUACCAGCGACAAGACGAGGAAGAUAUUUGGCUAAUAUAGUGAGAAGACAAGCUGUCGAUGGGACAGGAAUUAAAUUCAAUAAGGAUGCCGAUAGGAUGAAUGCAGAAGCAAAGAAAAAAGUAGACGUGUUAUCAGAGGAGCUCUUGCCAUAUAUAAUAGCAGAACAAGAAAGACGUACAACUCUCUAUAAAAGAAUUAUGACAGCUAUACAAAAUGGAGAAAAGGGUGUAACUAUCGCAGAGAUGAGGAGUAAACCUCCCCUCAUUAUAAGAAAAGGAUUGCUAUACCGAUGUCCCACUAACCUGUUGCCCAAAGAGCCUGAUGGCUCUGGUUUGAUAAUGUGCGAAGAUGAAAUCGAGCCAACGCAAAUUAUGUAUGAUUCCUGCCUUAGUGCUGAGGAUAAGGAACUAUAUGUGGCUGAGAAUAAAUAUUUCUUCUGUAAUCGUCAUAAAAUAGAAGGCCCGGACUUGCCUCGUAACGGUUCAACUGUAAUUGGUUGUGCGCCUAUUGAGAGAACAUCCCUUAAUUAUACAACCAGUCGAUGUGCGUUAGAAGCUACUGAUGACGUCGUUGUCCAUUAUCGCUACUAUCCAGAUAGAACAUAUAAAUUCGUCACGGAAUUGGAUCCAGACAAAGAAGUUUGUGAUCAUUGGAAUCCUUGCCAAAUUGGAUAUAUUUUCAGUCUACCUUCACCAGAUCAAGCGAUGCUAGCUAGUGAAUUGUGGCGUAAGUAUUUUUGUGACAGAAACGAAGAGUUUGUAUCACAGAAGUCUAAGAAUUAUACAAGUAGUACUAAAAAAAUUGUCAUUCCCGAGGGGUAUAAAUUUAAUGACGUUGUUUUCACGAAAAAAGGAGCGACAAGAAAAUCUCAUUCAACCCAGACCCGUGUUCCGCUAGAUAAAUCAUUAUACACCGCAAAGAUUAGCAAAUGUGGACGAUUUGUGAAAUUAACAUUACAUUUUCCGGACUGGUCCAUUGAAUAUUACGGCAAUUAUGAAGUUGAAGCUGUUAAAAAGAACGGGAAAGAUGCACCACUUUAUCUCAAAGCGUUUUAUUUAACUCAAAGUUCGAUUUCGAUCCAAGCGCGAUCUAUGGAAGUCCACCUGGGCCAGAGAGCCAAUGCUACUUCCAUUCCGAUGCGCUGCAAUCGAUGUCAGUUCGGCUCUAUUAUGGUGCGGGCGAAUGAUGGCAGCAUCUAUGUGUUGGAUACGGCUAAAUAUCGCAAAAGACAUUAUAUUGACAAACAAGGAAAACGUCAACUAAUAUUAGAAAUUGAAGUCGAAGGCAAUACGCCGCAAGGGUUCGGCGAUUACUUUGCGCUAAUGUAUAAUGGGGAUGGUUAUGAAGAAAAAGUACGACUUUUGACUGUUUUGUCUCCAGAAAAAGAUACUGGAAACAUGGUACAAACAAGUCGUUUAACCGCCUCAUACGAUGUGGGUAAACACGUCGAGCUGUCUAUGAACUAUUCUUGUGAAUCCUGUGAGCUAUCCGAUGUUCUUUGCAAUGGGGAGAGUAUGAUCUCCACUGAUAAUGUUCACAUAAUAGCAUCAAAAAAUUUGGUCAAUUUCAACUUUCCCAGGUUUGAAGACACUGCAUCCUGUGUAUACAUGGGAUCUUUUAAUGAUAGUGGAAAAGUGUUCACGAAAAUUUUGGCUGUUAUUGAAAACAAUUCGCCCGCUGUUACGAUACCAAAAGUAGAUGUUCUAAAUGCACCAAAUGAAGGAGAGCAAUUCGAACAUGAAGUUCCGUACAGUUGUGACAAUUGUCUCGUUGAUAAGGUUUACGUCAACGGCAUACCUUUAGAAACUUCAACUAGAAGAAGUUCACUUAACUCAAUAGCAUUUUAUGUUACUUCACCAACAGCAAUAACAAUUCGUAUGACCGAGUACACAUCCACAUUCGAAGGGGUGUUUCAAGCAGUCUUUAGUGUGGAUGACGAGAAAAUCACUAAGACAAUUAUGGAGAUACAAUCGGAAUCUGAAACUACAACAGAUGGUACAACGGUAGCUUCAAGUUCAGAUGGACAAUCUAAUCCUAACGAUUCCACUAAAAGUGAACAACCUAAUCCCAAUGAUUCAACUACAGCGACUUUACCUGAUACAAGUUUAGCAGAUACAAAUAAUACAUCUACGGCCGCCCCAUCAUGAAAAGUGUUCAAUGUCAUCGUGAGACUCCAGGCUGCUGAUAUUUUUUGAAAAUAAAUAGAAUUAAUUUUA